Messenger RNA from Linepithema humile (Argentine ant), 4878 nucleotides. RefSeq names its product WD repeat-containing protein Rbcn-3B (gene Rbcn-3B). Gene Ontology annotation, cellular component: cytoplasm. NCBI's taxonomy places the organism in Eukaryota, Metazoa, Arthropoda, Insecta, Hymenoptera, Formicidae. The record is from RefSeq and is a predicted model, not a curated record. Gene Ontology annotation, molecular function: protein binding.
UGCAUCGUCCUCAAUAGCAAGAUGGCGAUGGUGUUGAGAGCGUAGUAAAAAGUGAGCGAUUUUUGGCAAGUAUCGCCAGUUCCGACAUUCCGAGUGAUUGUCAACGGUAUUUAUUGGUUGGUGAUUGUUUGCAAACAUGACUGCAGGCACCAGUUUAGUGGUGCCCAUAGUGCUAUGGGGCCGUAUAGCACCAACCCAUUGUAUUUCCUGUGUCUAUUUAUCCCGGGAUCAAAAAACAUUGGUAACAGGAUGUUAUGAUGGGCAGAUAUGUUUAUGGCAAGUGGAUCCAGAAACAUUAAAGAUGACUCCAAGAUGUCUACUUGUUGGACAUACCGCUCCAAUAAUGUGCCUCAGCCGAGCUAGUGUAAUAAUGGAACAAAAUUUCAUCGUCAGUAGCAGUGAAAGCGGAGAGAUGUGUACUUGGGAUCUAGUCGACGGAAAGUGUCGUGAGGCGGUGAAGCUUAAUAACAUUCACACACAAAUGUUACCCUAUGUCUCCGCGGGUGGAGAAGAUGUUAGAUUGUUUUGCUCCGGGUAUUAUCCUGAGGUUUUGGUGAUGGAUCCAUUCAGUUUGGAGGUGCUGUUCACCUUAAGCUCUCGCGUCAAUCCAGAUUGGAUUAGCGCUUUGCACGUUUUGCGGCCGGCCAAACGGAAAGGUCGGUUCUACGUGCAUACAAACGACGUCGUGCUGGCUCUGACGACGACGGGCACGGUGAAGGUGUGGACACUUUUGGGACACGAGAAUCGGAACAGCGAGCCCUUGUACGAACACGAGAGCAAGCAAAUCCGCUGCUUAAACGCGCUGGCGAUGACCUGCUGUCCUUACAACCAGAGAACAGUGCUUAUCGUGUGCUCUAAAUACUGGCAGAUAUUCGAUGCCGGUGAUUUCUCGGUCCUCUGCUCGGUAACGGCUCCACGUGGGGAACGUUGGAUGGCAGGCGAUUUCUUGGCCGCGGACAGGGUCAUUCUGUGGAGCGACGAAGGUCAUGGAUAUUUAUUUAAGCUUCCAGCAAACAAGCUGAAGGGCAAGGCUCUCAGCAGUAGCGUUGCGGACAACAAGGAUUUCCAUACCGCUAGUGCCGAAUAUGAUCAGCCGUAUCUGUACUGUACACUCACGCAGCCCGGAGAUAAACCUCUUUCCUGCCCGCCGGCUAUGCGACUGGUCACCGUGCAGCGUCAGAACAAGACUCUAAAGUAUCUUUUACGCGGGGACAGCGAAGGUGUAGUUAUUCUCUGGACGGUGCCAGACGUGACGACGCAGCAGCUUGCUCAGAUAUGCCAGAACGAUGGAACUCUGCCACCGGCAUUGCCGCCAACCGUCAAGACAAGCCUCACCCUUGCCUGGGACGGGAUGAAACCGCCUCCCGUCGGCAUACUCGAUCAGCUGGACUCUGGCGAUGGUCAGGGUAUCAAACUCACCGCCUGCAUAUAUCUGCCGCAGCAGAGUCGGCUAGUCGUGGGCCGCGAGGACGGUAGCAUCAUUAUCGUGCCGGCGACGCAAACCGUGAUGCUUCAACUCCUCCAUGGAAAUCAUCAGCAGUACGAUGACUGGCCACCGCAUCAAGUUCUUCUGGGUCAUUCGGGACGAGUGAAUUGUCUGCUGUAUCCUCACGGCGCAGCAUCUCGCUACGAUCGCACCCACCUUGUUUCCGGCUCCGUCGAUUUCGCUGUCUGCCUCUGGGAUUUGUAUGCCGGUACACUGAUCCACCGGUUUUGCGUUCACGCCGGCGAAAUCACGCAGCUAAUGGUGCCGCCUGACAAUUGCAGUCCCAGGAUACAGAAAUGCGUUUGCAGUGUUGCGUCCGAUCAUAGCGUUACGUUGCUCUCGUUGGCCGAGAGGAAAUGCGUCGUACUUGCCUCGCGACAUCUUUUCCCGGUUGUAACCAUCAAGUGGAGACCAUUGGAUGACUUCAUGAUAGUCGGGUGUUCGGAUGGCGCCGUAUACGUUUGGCAAAUGGAGACCGGUCAUCUGGAUCGCGUGUUACACGGCAUUAUCGCGGAAGAGGUGCUCUAUGCAUGUGACGAGAACACUAUAGCGGCGGCCGGCGGGUCCGCCGCCGGCGGUGAGCUAGGAUUAGCCAAUCCAGCCGUGCAUUUCUUUAGGGGUUUGCGCCAUCGAAACCUAUCGGCGAUCAGACACGCAACGCAGAGAGGACUGCACCAAUUGCAACAGCUUCACGGUGGACACGGUCCUGAUCACGGAAAUCAGAUAAAAGCCAAAGGCUCGCCGCUAAUGAUUCAGGGCUUCAGGAGUAACCCGAAGGAUCCGGAGAGUCAUAUCCUGUUCUUCGACAUAGAGGCAUUGAUAGUACAAUUGCUCAGCGAUGAAUACGGUGCCAUGUCGCCCGGUUCGUUAGAAGCGCAGGGGCUUAUCUCCGCCGCCGAAUAUCAAAAAGUCGCAGCGCUUACUCAAUCUGCUAGUCCCGAUGCGCAUAAGAAAAUUGUUGACUUUUUCGGUCGCGUCAAGGAUAAGGCGGGCGAUGUUGAGCGAAUAUUGAAGGAGAAGGAUCGUCACGGUAUAUUGGCUAAGAUGAAGGAAGGUGCGGAGAAUGUGCAUACUAAAUUACAGGCUAAGGCGGAAAGUGUCGGCCUCAAGUCGGCAUUUGAUGGCAAAGGCGACAAUUGGAACAACAGCGAUGCGGCGAAGAACAAUUUGAAACGAAACGGUGCGUUUAGCGAGCCGAACGCGACGAUGGAAGUGGCACAGUUGCUUUUGAGUCUUCUGCACGCCUGGGGCAUGGAUCCAGAUUUGGACCGGGUUUGCGAGGGAAAAUUGGGUUUGCUGCGGCCUAUGGUUCCAGUCUCAUUCGGGGUUUUAUCCAAAGGUGGUUACAUGUCAUUACUAUUACCUACUUGGCAAACACAGCUUGAACCAGUCGGCGAACCUGCAACACAGCUGGAGCAACGUUUGCCAGCUGAAUUAGUCAGGCAAGAGAGGCUUACUAGAGCAUUCACCGCAAGAGCCCACUGGGAGCUAUCAACGACCUUAACGAGUAAUCAUUUAUUGGCGGUGGUUGCUUUAGCGAACACUUUGAUGUCGAUGAACAAUGCAACGUUUGUACCUGAGCAAGAACGAAAUCGGAAGCUGCACAGGCCCGGCAAUAGAGGUGCGAUGAAUUGGAAUAAGACAGAGGAGGAAAAUGAGGAAAUAUACACAGUUCAACAGGCGCAGAUCAAGCAAGGAUGGUCUCUUUUGGCUACGUUGCAUUGUGUAUUGUUACCUGAUAAAGUUACAGCACAAGGUGGCGCAAAGACUUUCAAGCGACCACAAGUCGAAAUGAUGGCACGAAGGUGGCAGCAUCAGUGUGUGGAGAUUCGAGAAGCAGCACAGGCUCUGCUGCUUGCCGAGCUCGGCAGGAUAGGCCCGAAGGGUCGCAAAGCGCUUGUCGAUAACUGGUCACAGUAUUUACCAAUGUACAGCACUCAGGAACCUAUCGCGCCGCAACCACAGAAUCAAAGUUCACCGGCGCCUGGCAGUCCGGUGCCGCCGUCUGAAUCACAACCAGAAGAAGAAUAUGAAGAAGAAGAAUUAGCUGAAGCAGAAAGUAUAGCUAGGAAGCCAUCGAGCGUGGCGGAAUUGAAGCGAAAGCAAACCACGGCGGUGGUGCUGUUGGGCGUGAUAGGGGCUGAAUUUGGCCAGGACGUAACCACGGGUAGCCAAAGAAGGGACAACGAACAAAGGCGAAAGAGUUCUAUCGUGGAAGGCUUCGGCAUAGGAAAUAAUAAUCUUGCUAGGCACACCAGCAUGGCGCUCACUCACUUGUUGCACGCGCCUCAUUCUCCGAAGUUGCCAAUGCACACGGCGCUACGAAGGGCUGCGAUUGAUCUUAUUGGCAGAGGAUUUACCGUGUGGGAACCGUACCUUGAUGUGUCAAAGGUUCUAUUAGGCCUAUUGGAAAUGUGUUGCGAUGCGGACAAGUUGGUGCCGAAUCUGACGUACGGCCUUCCUCUCACGCCGCAGGCCGACAGCUGUCGCACAGCGCGUCACGCGUUGACGCUAAUCGCUACCGCCAGACCAGCCGCCUUUAUCACGACGAUGGCUCGCGAAGUAGCUAGAUUUAACACUCUUCAACAGAAUGCUCAGACCUUAAAUGUCAAUUUGGGCGCGAGUGUGUUGACCAGAGCAAAGCCAGAAAUUCUUAGGAUCGUUGAACAACUGAUUGAUAAGAUGCAGAGCGAGAUGAGCGAUCUUCUUGUGGAGGUUAUGGAUAUCAUUUUACAUUGCCUUGAUCCAGGUCAUCUGAAAAUAAAGCCUUUGAACGAAGUGUUCCCGGCUGUUUGUAGAUUUAAUCAGGUCAGUCAUUGUCCGGCAACUCGCAGGAUAGCGGUUGGUGGUCGCGGUGGCCAGUUAGCAUUGUACGAAUUGCGAGGUAAUGUCAAAUGUCAAACUGUCUCUGCUCAUUCGGCGCCGGUCACCGCAUUGGCGUUUUCGCCGGAAGGAAAGUUCCUUGUCAGUUAUUCUUGUUCCGAGAACAAACUCUGUUUUUGGCAGCAAACCAGCAGUGGCAUGUUUGGUCUGGGCAAUUCGCAGACUCGCUGUGUGAAAUCUUACAGUACUGCACCCAUCAACGAUGUGGCACGGCUGAAUCCUAUGCGUCUGGCACGGCUGAUAUGGAUCAACAAUCGUACAGUCACCCUAAUGCUUGCCGAUGGCUCGGAAACACGCUUCAAUGUUUGAACGUCACGUGAGAACGUCAAGACGGCUGAAGCGGCAACCGGCUACGGCAAGCGGAAGCAGCUUGUGCGCCAUUUAGCGCCGAUGUGCAUCGAUUUAAGCCUGGUUUAUACAAUGUCUCUUUGUUGAUAGAUUUUUUACAAAAGGAUCAAUAGUGAUUUGCAAUACGUUUUUAAUAAACAAGUUAAUUUGAUAGCACUAAA